Molecule: messenger RNA, 1491 nt
Organism: Paramacrobiotus metropolitanus
Lineage: Eukaryota; Metazoa; Tardigrada; Eutardigrada; Parachela; Macrobiotidae
Product: zinc finger protein 583-like
Exons: 5
Coding region: 1-1389 (462 amino acids)
Biological process (GO): regulation of transcription by RNA polymerase II
Cellular component (GO): nucleus
Molecular function (GO): RNA polymerase II transcription regulatory region sequence-specific DNA binding; DNA-binding transcription factor activity, RNA polymerase II-specific
Source: RefSeq, a predicted model, not a curated record
AUGUGCGAUUUGCACCAACUCAAUCACAACGUGCCGGAAAACUACCAGGGCGAUGUUGUCUGUGCGGGAUGCAACUUCCAAGCUGCAGAUGCCGGCGAUUUGCUGCGGCACGUCGGUCGACAUGCAGCCAAGAAAUAUGAUCGGAAACUGUGUCGGUUAUGUGGAGAUUUUGUGGAGAAUAUGGUUAGUCAUGUCCAGAGCAUGCACAAGGAAGAGUAUCUUAAGUACGAAAGCUGUUUAAACCUGUCCUGUGACCAGUGUGAACAAGGAUUUCGGACGCCUAUCCAUCUCGCCACGCACAAACUGUGGGUGCACAAUGGUAAACAAGGUCAACUGCGAUGCCUCGUUUGUGCGAAGCCGUUCUCGACGACCCAUCAGCUGCAUGCGCAUAUAGAAACGGAGCAUACAACGGGUUUGACGUGCGUGGUGUGCCAGAAACGUUGCUCAACUUAUAUCGGCUUGCAUAAGCACGCGAAACGACACAGGGAGAUCCAUGCUUGUCGCACUUGUGGCUCGGUGUUCCCUUCUGUGACCGCCCUAAAUCAACAUCAGCGCGUUCACCGGUCUGUCGCUUCCUUCAAAUGUGAUUUGUGCGGAAAGACCUUUCAGAAAUCGCUCAAUCUGGCGAAGCAUAAAAUGAUCGUUCACACGGAUGAAAUGCGGAAACCGCGCAAAGGCAAACUGGAGGAACUGUGUCGGGAGGGAGUGGUGAGGGAGGAGAGUGAUAACGAAAAUGAAGUUCCACUGACCGCUUCGUUUAAAGAUGUUCAGCUGGCGCGCCAUAAUCAGAGUGGUGUCAUACCUCAAUUCCUGCCAUUGCUAGCCCAAUGGGAAGAACAACCGUCUGCAUCGCGCGUUGUUCAACGCGAAGGCUCACCCGAGUAUCCGUUUCCCUCUGAUAUUCGUCUAGUUGCGCCUGAUGCGUUAUCUGAAAAUUCUGUCAGUCCAGGGACGCGGCACAUUAGAGAGAAAGAACUAGCCGAUGGUGCUUCGGAGCAGAUAUCCUACAAGCGUUUCCAAUCCCUUCGCAAACGAAGUGGCGCAGGCGCCGGUGCAGCCUGUAAUGAUGUGGAUUUCUCUGAUGACAACGAUGAAUAUUUCUCUUUUACUGGGAACUAUGAUUCGUCGGUAGCCACUCAAGUUGAAUAUUGCCAUGAAGUGGCAGCGGAUUUGGAAGGUACCAACACAAAAAAUCGAGGCAGAAAACGUCGCAUGGUCGAUGCGAAAACCAGGAUGUCACCAUCGUCGAGCCGUUGCCCGAAGAGAACCGGAACGAUACAGAAACAGAUACACACAGAUACUGCGGAUACGGUGCCAACAGUUGAUGAUUUGUCGGCAAAUGUAGCACCGUGGGGGCUCCCGCCUGCUGCGUUUCUUCAACUUUCUUGAGGCGCGGAACCGACUGAUCAGGGCCGUGAUUGCCGUUAACCCAUUCCAGUAUCCGGCUGGAGAGCAGCGGUUGCUGGCGUUUUCCACCGCUGCGACCCUGCU